GCGUCAUAGUAUAAACCUAGUCUUGGUGUGUUAGAUCAUAUGAAAAGUUAAUAUAAAUGAGUCAUGUGGGCCUAUACUAAAUGUCUACUGUAAGGGGAUUUUCUCUUCAAUAUGUAAAGAAAAAGUGAAGAAUUCUAAAAUCCAUGAGAUUGUUAGCUAUAGACCUACAGCCCUUAGUUAGAUUAAGAUUGAAACACUGUAUUACAUUUCAUUACAAAUGCAUCCUUAAAAUGGAACAUUUGAAACCUGCCAUUUACUGCGCCAUGGUCCGUUGAACACAAGCAUGCUUGACAUUUCACAACAAGGGGUUAUGACUCAUGACCUUCUAUGUGUUUGCAUGGAUGUGUUUAUGAAUAUUUUGACCUGGAUACCUGUUAUUUUGUUACACAUGAUGCAACAUGCCAAAUUAAAUGAGCAUGUGUAAAUUAUUGGGCAUAUCCACCAAACCAACUAACAAAAAUAUUGUUAGGCAUAGUAAACCUGGUUGAUUGAUUGUGAAGGGAUGGGCCUGUCACAUGCAUGCCAUGCUAUAGGCCAUAGGUCAUGCCAGGUGAUAGUUUGUCUUGUUGAGUUUAGCUGGAGAGAUCCCCACUAGAGAGACUGCAAGAGGCCUGGACAUGCACUUUGACGAACUAGGAUAUGAAGGGGACGACUAUGAGGAUGUGGACACUCAAUACAUGAUUGAACAGAGUCUUCUGGAAUGUAACAAGCAGAUUGAAUCGCGGGAUUCCAGCCUAGGGGAUGAGUGCAGUCAAGAUAUAACAGAUCAUGUAAAAAUCUUCUCAGCCAUCAGAAACGGUGACGAAGAAGCUCUCCGCCAGCUGUCUGUCAGCCAGAGUGCUUUCUCUGAAGUGGACAACAGAGGCUGGAUCCCACUACAUGAGGCCGUUAGUCAGAAGAACCAAAAUAUUCUAGAGGUCACCUUUGCAGCAUCGAGUCAAAAUGCAGUGCAAUGUCGGACCGACCGGGGAAAGACACCUCUGUUCCUGGCGGUGGAGCAAGGUCUGAUAGAGAACGCAACCUUUCUGCUACAGAACCAUUCCAGUUCUGACUGCCAGGAUGACGAAGAGGACUCACCGCUAGUUAUAGCUAUCAGAAACGAUCGUCUGGACCUGGGCAAGCUUCUACUGGGGUUCGGUAGCAAUGUGAACCUGGAGGGAUGUCACAGCAGGACCCCCCUCCACGAGGCUGCCAAGCUGGGACGGGAGGACUUUGUGGAGCUGCUUCUCAGGUCUGGGGCCAACCCAGACGCCAGGUCCGACUAUGGGCUCACGCCCCUGGCCCUUGCCGCUCAGUGUGGGCAUGUGAAGGUAGUCCAAGCCCUCGUCCAGAAAGGGGCCAACGUGGAGUCUAUGGCCCAGGAUUAUGCAACAAUCCUAUUUGAGGCAUCUGCCUCUGGCAACCCUGAGAUUAUCUCUCUGCUGUUGGAGUAUGGAGCUGAUGCCAAUGUCCCCAAACAUACCGGACACCUCCCCAUCCACAGAGUCUCCCACAGGGGCCAUUUACAAGCUCUGAAGAUCCUGAUCCCUGUGACGACCUGUGACGCAGUGUAUGAGAGUGGAAUGAGCCCCUUACACUCUGCAGCUGCUGGUGGUCACACACAGUGUCUAAAGGCCCUGCUGAAGGCAGGCUAUGACCCCAACUACAUGUUGCACCCGUGGGUCCGACGUAACUACGACGACCAGCGGAAGUCUGCCCUGUACUUUGCGGUGUCCAACGAUGAUGUCCCCUCGGUCAAGCUGCUGCUGGAGGCUGGGGCCAUGCCCAACCAGGACCCUGUCAAGUGCCUACAGGUGGCUCUGAGGUCGGGUAACCUGGAGAUGAUCUACGUCCUGCUGAGGUUCGGAGCCAACGUCAACUACUUCUCCCGCAUCAAUACCACCCACUUCCCCUCCGCGCUGCAGUACGCCUUGAAGGACGAGGUUGUCCUGCGCUUGCUUUGUAACUAUGGCUACGAUGUCCAGCGCUGCUUCGAGUGCAACUACGGUGAAGCGUCCCAUGUUCCUGAUGACUAUGAGGGCUGGACAAAUACUGUCAUCAACGACUCCAUGUUUUGCGAGGUUAUCUCAGUCUACUGGUUGAAAGAACACUCGGGACACGUGGUGCGUAUCAUGCUGGAUUACGUCGAUCACGUGACCUUCUGCUCGAAACUAAAGGCUGUCCUGAUGGAACAAAAGCAGUGGCCUGAUAUCUGCAAAAUUCAAGAGAACGCUCGCUGUCUUCAGCAUCUCUGUCGUCUGAAGAUCCGUAGCUGUCUGGGCCGACUGCGUCUCAGGGCCCCAGUGUUCAGGCAUUUCCUGCCUCUACCCAAACGGCUCAAAGAUUACAUCCUUUACCGGGAAUAUGAUCUCUUCAGCCAGAAGAUCCUAGUGGGCUGACAGGAAGAAGUGCAUGGAGUAUGAGCGAAGAAGAUAGGCCUACAUUAACAAUUAGUCAGUGACUCAGCAAUGCUAUUAGUUAGAGUUUUUUACUCUCAGGGGUGCCGUCGAAAUCUUUUAGUAUUUUUGGAGGGAGGGGGCACAUUGAGGCUUAUUUGUUCAUUGUGCCUAUAACCCCCUGGCUCUACUGUAAUUCAAACCUUGCUAUUAGUCUGUCAGGCAGACGAGCUGAGCUCACUCAUAUCAGGUUAAAAUAGUUUACUGUUAUCAUCAAGUGGAAUUUGCUGCUUUUCACCUAAAAAUGAGGGUGGGGCAGGGAGGAUUGAAGAGUUUUAGUGUGUUUCAGCAUAAAAUAAAACCUUUCUCUUUUU
Messenger RNA from Salvelinus fontinalis (brook trout), 2749 nucleotides. RefSeq names its product dynein axonemal heavy chain 12-like. Gene Ontology annotation, biological process: intracellular signal transduction. Gene Ontology annotation, cellular component: cytoplasm. Bases 618 to 2378 code for a protein of 586 amino acids. The record is from RefSeq and is a predicted model, not a curated record. The transcript is spliced from 10 exons. NCBI's taxonomy places the organism in Eukaryota, Metazoa, Chordata, Actinopteri, Salmoniformes, Salmonidae. Gene Ontology annotation, molecular function: protein binding.